Molecule: messenger RNA, 1420 nt
Organism: Aureobasidium pullulans EXF-150
Lineage: Eukaryota; Fungi; Ascomycota; Dothideomycetes; Dothideales; Saccotheciaceae
Exons: 8
Coding region: 481-1221 (246 amino acids)
Source: RefSeq, a predicted model, not a curated record
GUCAUCAAGAUCCAAUUGUCAAACGCAUGGUGAAGUCUUGGGAGCACAUAAAAGAGCCCGCAGAACGCGGUCGACUCCCAGUUUCUGAGCCAUGACAAUUUAGUACUACGCCAUCAGAAAACUCCAACAACUGGAUAUGAAAGCUUUCUGGACCAUUGACACUCGAAUGGAUGGCAAUGUCGCAUGGGAGUAAGCCUCGUAGUCACACGGGAGACGACAUGUGAGGUCGGCGCUUACAGGGUGCGCGCUAGCCGUUUCGGGUAUGAUGGCCAUGCGGGAUCGCCUCACCUUGACCUAUGAAUGGCCAACCACAUUCGAAGGCAUAUACUAGGGUGCGAUACUUGCAUCUCGGUCACACAGCGCCGCCUGUAAGAGCCGAUAAGUUAUGGAGUCGCUACGCUCUCCGCUGUUUUCUCUUCCUUCGUUAAGAACCCCUCCUUAUCCCGGUGUGCGAUCUUGCGUGAGCUGCGUUUCGUCAAAAUGUUGUCCAUCUUCUCAAUCGUUACCGUUCUGGCGGUAAACUUGAGCCUCGUUCAUGCUCAUACUGUAAUCACGUAUCCGGGGUGGAGAGGCAACAACUUACACACGAAUGGCACUCUGCCACAGCAUGAUGCCUCCGCGCUGGGUAUUAACUAUGUCAAUGGUUCCUACACGUUUCCAUAUGGCAUGCAAUGGCAAUACCCUUGUGGCGGUAUGCCGAUGAGCACCAACAGGAGUUUGUGGCCCGUCAAUGGUGGUGCUAUCGCUCUCCAGCCAGGGUGGUUCAAAGGCCACCGAUACGCUCAGUUCUACGUCAACGUUGGCAUCCAACUGCCUGGAGAAGUGGCUCCUCAGAAUAUGUCCUUCAACGUCGUGCCUGCCUUUCAGAUCACCGGACCCUCCAAUGAUGAAUACCCUCAAUCGGCAUUCUGUCUGCCGCAGGUCCCUUUGCCUGCGGGAAUGACUUUCAACGUUGGGGAUAAUAUCACUCUACAGAUCGUCGAACUCGCACAGCACGGCGCUGCCAUCUAUAAUUGCGCCGAUGUCACUUUGGUUGACGCAGUAGACGUGCCCGAAGUAAGCCGCGCGAACUGUUACAACUCCUCCGAUCUCAGCUUCCAGUUGAUGUACGCAACCGCAAACCUCACCAGCGCCUCAUCGCCACCGAUGGAACCUUCGCUGUCGCCACUCUACGUCCUACUGCCGCUGGCGAUAACCAUUUUCGCGUUUGGGAUCUGGUAACAACAGACAAGGCUGUACAAGAGAUAUCAUUAUAUACUGGAUUGAGAAGUGCUCGGAGUUUGGGACAAUGCCCUUCAAGGUGUCAAUUGGCGUUUUCCAUGAGGCCCAUUUUUGGAGCCGAUUGUGACGGUUGUACAAGGUGAUGGCUCACAGCACUGUCAAGUAACUUGUUAAUAUACAGAUUCUUCUUCCUUCUACC